This is a messenger RNA of Sorghum bicolor (sorghum), 2109 nucleotides long. RefSeq lists its product as uncharacterized. Gene Ontology annotation, biological process: defense response to other organism. Lineage: Eukaryota; Viridiplantae; Streptophyta; Magnoliopsida; Poales; Poaceae. The record is from RefSeq and is a predicted model, not a curated record. The transcript is spliced from 2 exons. Gene Ontology annotation, molecular function: ADP binding. The coding region runs from base 64 to 1857 and encodes 597 amino acids.
GCAUGAAGCAUGGGCAAUCAAUCAGAGUGACAUCCAUCUCCAUCUAUACACAAAACGACGACAAUGGCGAAGCAGACUGAGAGUGGAGAAGAGAGCUACGACCUGCAGAAACUGCGGCCCGAAGUGGAUAAGCUGUUCGAGGAAUUGGACGCCAUGGCCGACAAACCUCUGGAUGAUGAGAGUGAGAGGAAUGUCCUGGCUGAAAUCUCCAAGGUCCUCGAACAGAUCAAGGCCAAGAUCGCACUGCGAGGCGAUGGCAAGGAGGUAAAGGACGACGAUGUCCUUCCCCGGAGCAAGAGGGAGGAGCUGCACAACCUGGUGCGCCUCCUCAGGGCUGCAUUGGUGGAACGCGGCGCUGCGUCGUCGGACCACUGCAAGUGGCCGCGUGAGCAGCAGGACGCUGCGGAGAGCUCUGGCGCCGGCGGCGCCGACGACAGCAAGCCGGCGACGACCGGCUGCAUCCCCUGCGGCAAGCCCCGGGCGUCGAAGCAGCAGCAGCAGCAAAGCAAGAAGCAGGAGCAGGAGCAGGAAGAGAAAGAAAGCCGCGUGUCACUGACGCUGCUGCUCCGGCUGACCAAGAACGUGCUGGAGCCGGAGCAGUACUACGAGUGGACGACCAGCUACGUGGACGAGGAGAGGAUCUACGGGUGGGACAAGGAGGCCGGCGAGGUGAUCGACGCCCUCGUGGCCCCCGACGGCUCGGAGCGGAUGUUCCGGGCGGCGGGCAUCGCGGGCAUCCACGGCAGCGGCAAGACGGCGCUGGCGCAGAAGGUGUUCGUGCACGACAAGGCCAAGGACAACUUCGCGCUCCGCCUGUGGGUCUGCGUCGGCCCGCCGGACUCGGAGGACCGCUUCAACCUCCUCUACCGGAUGCUCGACAACCUCGGCCUCGACACCGCCAAGGUCGAGGACAUCGUCGACAAAUCCCAAGUCGUCACAAAAGCCAUCGCGAAGGAGACCGCUGCCGUCGACAAGGAACUCCGCGAGAAGGCGGCCAAGAUGGUGGGCGCAGCCAGAGGUGCCGGGCGGCAGAACCAGGCGGUGGAGGAUACCGCCGGAAAGGAGACACCCGGCGAUGCGCCGAAGGAGGGGAGCGCCGGCGCUGGUGAAGACGCCAACAACAAGCAGGCAAAGGAGGCGGAGAAGGAUCGCAUCUUCAAGGAGCUGCUCAAGGAGAAGAUCGACAGCAGCCGUGCCGUCGAGACAUCCAAAAUCGGAGUGCUGCUCUACAUCCUCAACAUGACGCUGUCCAAGACGUCGUACAUGAUCGUGUUCGACGACAUCCGGGCAUACCGCCGGGACGACGACGACGACGGGUGCUGGUACAGCAACCUGACGCUGCAGCCGCCGGCGGAGGGCGAGUGGGGGGACCGCCUCGCCUACGGCCUGCCCAAGGGGGAGCACAGGGGCGCCGUGCUGGUCACCUGCCGCAAGGAGGACGACGCCAAGAUGAUGGCGCGCACGGGCCUCGUGGUCCGCCCGCCCAAGCUCGAAGGGGGCGACGCCUGGAAGCUCUUCAGGAGGGAGUACGACCAGGCCAAGGACGACAAGCGCAAGAAGGAAGGCGGCAAGGUGGAGGAGGACCUUCUGCUGAAGCAGCUGGGGGAGAUGAAGAAGGAGAUCGUGGACAAGUGCCUCGGCCUGCCGGUGGCCAUCAUCGAGGCGGCCAAAGGCUUCGCCGGCCUGGAGCCCUUGCCAGAUUUGCCGGAUGAUACUAUCAAACUGAAAGAAGCUGCUGCGGCAGAGGAUAAACCACCCGCAGCCGCUGGGGGUCACACUCGCACAGAAAGCAGCGAGGGCAUCCAUCAGGCUGACGAAGAAGCAGCAGCAGCACAAGCUGCUGAUGAGUCUGAAUGAAGGGCAAUCAAUACUUAACUGAACUCGUCAUCCGUAAUACAUUUGCCGCGCAAAUUGCUGUGAGAUCUCUCUCUCUCUCUCUCUCUCUCUCUCUCUCUCUCUCUCUCUCUCUCUCUCUCUCUCUCUCUCUCUCUCUCUCUCUCUCUCUCUGUAUGUGUGAGUGUGUCGGCAUCUUCUUCCUGCCGGUUGUGUGUCCGCUUACUAUAUCUAUUCUACAUCUCAAAUUAUAAGUUAUUAUAACUUUUUGAAAAG